GUCACGUGGUUGCUGGGCCGGGGAAAUGGCGGCUCCUGGAGAGAGCGGGGCUUCGGCUGGCGGAGGGAGCACCGAGGAAGCAUUUAUGACCUUCUACAGUGAGGUGAAACAAAUAGAGAAGAGAGAUUCAGUUCUAACAUCCAAAAAUCAGAUUGAAAGAUUGACCCGUCCUGGUUCUUCCUACUUCAAUUUGAACCCAUUUGAGGUUCUUCAGAUAGAUCCUGAAGUGACAGAUGAAGAAAUAAAAAAGAGGUUUCGACAGUUAUCCAUAUUGGUGCAUCCUGACAAAAACCAAGAUGAUGCUGACAGAGCACAAAAGGCUUUUGAAGCUGUGGACAAAGCUUACAAGUUGCUACUGGAUCAGGAACAAAAGAAGAGGGCCCUGGAUGUAAUUCAGGCAGGAAAAGAAUACGUGGAACACACUGUGAAAGAGAGAAAAAAGCAAUUAAAGAAGGAAGGAAAACCUACAAAUGUGGAGGAGGACGACCCUGAGCUGUUCAAACAAGCAGUAUAUAAACAGACCAUGAAACUCUUUGCCGAGCUGGAAAUUAAAAGGAAAGAGAGAGAAGCCAAAGAGAUGCAUGAAAGGAAGCGACAAAGGGAAGAAGAGAUUGAAGCUCAAGAAAAAGCCAAACGAGAAAGGGAGUGGCAGAAAAACUUUGAGGAAAGUCGAGAUGGUCGUGUGGACAGCUGGCGAAACUUCCAAGCAAAUACAAAGGGGAAGAAAGAGAAGAAAAAUCGGACCUUCCUGAGACCACCGAAAGUAAAAAUGGAGCAGCGUGAGUGACCACCUGGGGUCACAGCCGCAGAACCUUCCCCCAACUGUCUCCCCUCCUGCUUUGAAGGACUCAUUCUUUCCUCCCAUUUCCACCCCAACAUAGAGUAGUAGUUGCUUUUUAGUGCAUUUUGUUCUCAAUACAAUUUAAUAUCGAUCAGAGUAAUUCUUUUGUACAUUGAAAUGAGGGGCUCAGUUUAAAACGAAACCUUCCCCCACCCCCACCCCUAGACCAACCAGGACUGGAAGGUGCCACCAUUGGUUCUGCCUUCUCUUCCCACAGCCUGUAACUUAAUGUUUUGUACUUCACCGAAUUGUGAUGGUUAGAAACUUCGUGUAUAGUUUGUGGAAAUCAUCCAAUUAAACAUAUUGCUUAAAAUGGU
Neomonachus schauinslandi (Hawaiian monk seal) is the source of this 1158-nucleotide messenger RNA. It is a transcript of the gene DNAJC8, whose product is annotated as DnaJ heat shock protein family (Hsp40) member C8. Bases 26 to 787 code for a protein of 253 amino acids. The record is from RefSeq and is a predicted model, not a curated record. Gene Ontology annotation, cellular component: nucleus. The transcript has 9 exons. Lineage: Eukaryota; Metazoa; Chordata; Mammalia; Carnivora; Phocidae.